Molecule: messenger RNA, 213 nt
Organism: Trichomonas vaginalis G3
Lineage: Eukaryota; Parabasalia; Trichomonadida; Trichomonadidae
Exons: 1
Coding region: 1-213 (70 amino acids)
Source: RefSeq, a predicted model, not a curated record
AUGUUAAGCGCAUUUCUAUGCAUUGCAAGUAGCCUUAGAAAUAAGAGGAUUAAAUUAGAUGAAAACAAUUUUAAGGAUUGCCCAACAAUCGUUGAUAAUGAGUUGAAAUCAUUAGAUGAAAUAGUAGAGUUAACAUUAAAAGCAGGUGAAUGCCGAGAGAUUUCAGCCUAUUCUUAUUCAUUAGCUAGCCAAUCUGAAAUCACAGCUGAUUAG